Molecule: messenger RNA, 1839 nt
Organism: Marchantia polymorpha subsp. ruderalis
Lineage: Eukaryota; Viridiplantae; Streptophyta; Marchantiopsida; Marchantiales; Marchantiaceae
Source: the annotation of a GenBank genome assembly
UGCAACGCCAGACCAAAAAUUCAUCUUCGUCUUCAGGUCUCCCUCCUUCUCUCUCAGGCAUUCGUUUGAGAUAGAAGUUCGUGAGACUCUGAGGACGGUUGUCUGCGACAACAACAACAUCACCAUAGCCUACAACUGCACCCAAACUGAGCCUGGUUCGAGUGGUGAGUCAGGAUGGCGGCGAGAGGCUUGACGGCCACACUUCUGAUCUUCGCUUUACUCGCAAGCAGUGCGAGUGCUCAGCUGAGUGAAAGGUUCUAUAAUUCGACGUGUCCCAGUGGACCGGCCAAAGUUGCAGAGGUAGUCAGAACUUGGAUCACCAGGGACAGGACUCUGGCACCUGCUCUCCUCCGCCUUCACUUCCACGACUGCUUCGUUCGGGGAUGUGACGGCUCUGUGUUGCUGGACACCGUGAAUGGUGAAAAAGUAGCAGCAGGAAAUAUAAACUCGCUCAGAGGUUUUGAGGUGAUCGAUGAUGUCAAAACCAAGUUGGAAGCUCUAUGCCCGGGCCGUAUGUCCUGCGCCGACAUUCUCUCCCUCGCUGCUCGAGAUGCCAUGGUUCAGAUGGCAGGCCCAAUAUUGAACUGGACCGUCCCACUAGGCCGGCGCGAUGGUGUGUCGUCAUUCGCAUCGGAAGCCAACAGCGCUCUGCCACCUCCCUUCGCCAACUUCCAGCAACUGGUCUCGUUGUUCUCAGCGAAGGGCUUCACCACCCGCGAGAUGGUCGUUCUCUCAGGGUCGCACACGGUGGGACUGUCGCACUGCCGGAACUUUCAGACGCGGCUGUACAACUUCUCGGCCACGGUGGCGACGGACCCGGCGCUGGAGGCCAGCUUCGCCGCGGCGCUGAAGAGGCAGUGCAAGUUCGGCGACACGACGACGCUGGUCAAGAUGGACCAGAGCAAGAGCGUGGACACGUGGGACUUCAGCUACUACUCCAACGUCCUGCGUGGCAAGGUCCUGUUCCAGUCGGACGACGCCCUCAAGCGCACCACCGAGGGCUCGAAGAUCGUCCAGGCCCUGAACCGAGCCGGCUCCAGCUUCAGCGCCGAGUUCUCCGCCGCCAUGACCAAGCUCAGCCGCGUCGGCGUGCUCACCGGCACCAGCGGCCAGAUCCGCCGCAAGUGCAACCUCGUCAACUGAGCUCGAUCGAUCUCCGAUCCGUGUACCUAAUAGCACAUUUAACCAUUUAACUCCCUUUUAACCCUCACUAAUCAUUUAAUCGAAUGCCUUGAAUUUCCUUUCGCUGUCAAGAUUUUGACAAAUUAAGAUCAGGAAUUUUGUGAGCUCGGAUUUUGCCCCGGCGAUGUGGUACUAGUUGUAGUAGUAGUAGAAGAAGAAGAAAGCAGUGACUGCAUCGGAGGAUCUCGCAGCUGGUACUGCCUAGCUGCAGUUUAGAUUAGAUCGGCAACGAGCAGCAGGCCUCUAAUUUAAUGUGAUUUUACCCAAUCUAAUCUCAUCUAAUUUAAUCGGGUCCUCAUGGCCCAGGCAUUGUAUGCAGUGAGUGAGCUCGAGAGAGCUGAGUGGCUGCACAGAAGUAGUGUGUUUUGUGCAGGCAGAGCGACUCAGCACGGCUGACAAUUGCCUCGUGGUAGAGGAAGAAGGCCGUGUCGAGGCUAGAAGUUAGGAGGGCUGAGUAGUAUGAGGCAGGCGUUAGUCUCCACAUACGAGUUUAGGAUACUGGUCGUGGAAAUGUCAUUUCUGACGUGCAUGUGCCGUCGAGAUUGGGUGGCAUCGUUCAGUCCCUGUCGUUGUCCAGAUGUCAAUAAACGCUCAGAAAACCUGUCGAGAAUUUCGUUCCAAAGCUGUGUGGCUGGGUCCGUCCGGAUUCAUUUCCUU